This is a messenger RNA of Quercus lobata, 517 nucleotides long. Its product is annotated as MYB-like transcription factor ETC3. Gene Ontology annotation, molecular function: transcription cis-regulatory region binding. The record is from RefSeq and is a predicted model, not a curated record. Gene Ontology annotation, cellular component: nucleus. The transcript is spliced from 3 exons. Lineage: Eukaryota; Viridiplantae; Streptophyta; Magnoliopsida; Fagales; Fagaceae. The coding region runs from base 252 to 494 and encodes 80 amino acids. Gene Ontology annotation, biological process: cell differentiation; regulation of DNA-templated transcription.
AACGCUCUGAUAUAGUGUUUGUUAAAUAAAUCACUUCAGUCACCAAACACAGCGACCCUUGCCAACUAACAUUCUACUCCUACUAUGUCCCUUUUUUUUCCCACCUUCCAUUCUUCACUUGAGGACUUUCUCUCUAGGGCUCAGUAUUUAAGAUUAAGAGCCACGACUAAACCUACAUAUCUCCCAUAGCUUCUUCUUACUGACAACUAAAGUCCUAAAUUCUCUCUAUAUCUUUCUGUUCAGCAUAAAAUAUGGCUUCCUUGGAUCACUCUACUUCUACUGAUAUCGAUGAUUCUACUACUACUACUUUGGACUCUAAAGAAGAUAACAAUAAAGAGACUGAGCUACAAUUCUCAUAUGAUGAAGAGACACUAGUUAUAAGAAUGUUUAAUCUUGUUGGUGAGAGAUGGUCUCUAAUUGCUGGUAGAAUCCCUGGAAGAACAGCUGAGGAAAUUGAGAAAUACUGGAAUUCAAGAUACUCCACAAGCGAAUGAUAUAUCUUUAAGAUAUUUAUAAA